AUGACAACAUCUCGUUUACCAAUUAAUGUGAUAGAAACAAAAGAUUUUGAGCAGUUUUAUGAGAAAACUCUUGGAAAAAAUCAAUUUGGAGCUCCACAAAAUCAUAUCAAUGGUCGUCUUCAAGAUCCACAUCAACUUCGUGGACCAACUAUUGAAAUUCUUGGCACUGGACAAGAAGAAGCCGCUGGUGAUAUUGUUUUGUCUUGA
Molecule: messenger RNA, 207 nt
Organism: Rotaria sp. Silwood1
Lineage: Eukaryota; Metazoa; Rotifera; Eurotatoria; Philodinida; Philodinidae
Source: the annotation of a GenBank genome assembly